AUGCUUAAAAAUCCGCUUUAUGUGUACGGUAAACGGGGAGCGUUGAAGAUUCCCGCGCAUUUCCAUUACGGCGAACUUCUGCUGCAGAGAUUCGGCGGCUACGGUGACCAGGCGGCUGUAAUAAACGCCGAGACAGGCCAAUCGUUGACGUUCCGCCAACUGGUACAGCAGUCUGUCGAUAUCGCGCUCUCGCUCGUUCGUAUCGGCGUGCGAAAGGGUGAGGUGGUGGGGGUGUGCAGCGAGAAGCGAAUUGAAUUCAUACCGACCGUUCUCGGCGUUAUUUGCGCGGGGGCGACUUACACGGGCGUCGACGUCACCGGCGGGAGAGCAACGAUCCUCCAUCGGACUGAAUUGGCGAAGCCCUCAGUUCUUUUCUGCUCCCCCUCAGCUUACGAAGUCCACAGGGAGACCAUAAAAUCAAUCGAUAGUCUGCGAAAGGUCAUCAUAUUUGAGGGCGGGGAGAGAGAGUGGGAUGAUGCAGUAGAAUUCAGCCAAUUCCUGACGGAGACUGCACCCGUUGAGGACUUCCAGCCAAUAGACGUGGAGGGUUGGUCGGACGUAGCCAUCAUUCUUUACUCUUCAGGCACAACCGGUCUUCCGAAGGGCAUCCCCCUGACGCAUCUCAAUCUGCUCCUCUUUUUAGGGGACACGGGCGAUAAAAGCCCAUACGCGAACACCAAGACACUCAUUACUCGGGAAUGGUACUACUCAUACGGUUUAAUGCACACCCUCUUCACCCUAUAUAUGGGUUCCACCGUGAUGUACUGCCCCAGCGGUGACUUGAGACAUUACCUCGAGGCUAUCCAGAGCUAUAAGAUUGACGUGAUUCAAGUGGCUCCUUCAACGGUCUCGGAGCUGCUUUAUUCUUCACUGGUGCCGCAUUAUGACCUGUCCUCCCUCGUCUGCCUAAUAUCCUGCAGCACGACCCUCAGCGCGGAGCUGGGGGAGGCGGUAAAGGCAAGAUUCCCUAAUUUGGGGUUCACCAGCCAGUACUACGGUAUGUCGGAGGCGGGUUGCAUCUGCAGCGAUCGGCGAGCUCCCAAGGGCCAGAAACCAGGUAGCGUUGGCUGCGUCACUGAGGCCUUCACCAUCAAAGUGGUGGACCUAAACACUCGUCUCCCUCUUGGGCCGAAACAGCGCGGAGAAAUCUGUUUCAAAUCACUAUCACUUAUGCCCGGUUAUAUCGGUGACAAGAGCUUAGACUAUUUGGACGAGGAGGGAUGCUUCAAGACGGGCGACAUUGGCUACUACGACGAAGACCGUUAUUUCUACAUAGUCGGAAGGAUUAAGGAGCUCAUAAAGUUCAACUCUUACCAGGUAGCCCCAGCGGAGUUAGAUGCAGUCCUCGCUCAGCACCCGGCUGUUCUUAAGGCGGGAGUUGUGGGGGCUCCUCACGACGAAUAUGGCGAAGUACCAACUGCUUUCGUGGUCCUUCGGCCAGGCUACGAAGCAACGGCCCAGGAACUGGUCGAUUACGUCGACGGACAGGUUUCCUACCGCAUGAGGCUUGCAGGAGGAGUCAGGUUUGUGGACGACCUCCCGACUGUUUCAACCGGAAAACUGGACAGGAAAAAACUUAAAGCGAUUCUGACGGAGGGUAGG
Iphiclides podalirius (scarce swallowtail) is the source of this 1602-nucleotide messenger RNA. The record is from the annotation of a GenBank genome assembly. Lineage: Eukaryota; Metazoa; Arthropoda; Insecta; Lepidoptera; Papilionidae.